UAAUUGCUUGUAAGUAACCUCCUUAAAGUUGGUAGCAGCGGUAAAAAGAGAAAACAGAGUGACCAAGUGAAAGAGAAGAAGAAAGCAGUUAAACGGAAAAAGACCACCCCACAAGCUUUAAAGUGCCUCAGCUGUGGACAAGAUGGCCAUACCACUGCUCGUUCGCAAGAACUUUGCAGACCUUGUGGAGGAAAAGGUUACGCUUCUGUCAUUGGCGGCCGAUCCGGUCAAUUCUGUCAAGCCCUUGUGGUUUAUCCAAGACUACUACGAAGAAGAGCAUUCUAAUCGUCUUGCCUACGAUGUUCGUAGGUUACCAUUACCUCAUCGUUUCUUACCUUUUCCAACUCCCUUAGUAUCAUGGCGCUUCAUUACCAUCAGCAUAAACGCCCUUACUCCUUUUUUAUUUCCUGGAAGACUUGUAAAGGGUUAUUGGAAUCAACUUGAACAAUUUUGUAAAGUGUUCAACUUCAAAAAGUUAGGCUUCAGAAGUGUUGCUGAGCUAAAGACAAACACAAGUGUGCUCUUUUGGAACCUAAUUCGAUCUGAUGGCUUCACUGUAGACUUUUUAUUUAAAGACGCCGUCAUUGAUCAUCAUGACUUGACGUUGGAAGACUUCUCCUAUGAAGAGAUCACAGCAAACUACAGACCCACAUUUGUUGAUCCUGGCCGAAAGACAGUAUUUACAGCAGCAAUCGG
Messenger RNA from Mycotypha africana, 696 nucleotides. RefSeq lists its product as uncharacterized. NCBI's taxonomy places the organism in Eukaryota, Fungi, Mucoromycota, Mucoromycetes, Mucorales, Mycotyphaceae. The record is from RefSeq and is a predicted model, not a curated record. The annotation marks the transcript as partial. The transcript has 3 exons.